AACUUAAAGUUGUGUGUGUGCUUUUUAAAUUUUUCUGUGUGACCUGUCCCCACAUCACUUCCAGUCAGCAAGUCUGGCUGUCGCUGAUUACAUCUUCAAUAGGCUAAGUACUGUUUGUUAACAUGGACACUGUGUUACUAGGGCCCAGGGGCGCUGUAAUGUGUUUUUGUCAUAGUGAUUAGAGAACAUGACUUGUUGGCUCAAAGGAAAACAAACAUCUUCUAGGCUACACAGCUCAUACGACUUGAGUGAGCUUUCCUCCCAAUCCAAGACUAAGAGACGACACUGUCUCCGGGGGAAACGGUCUCCAUGGGUAACCAACUAGGUGUUCUUUUGGCCUGUGAUGAGAGUCGGUGCUAGUAUCUGAUCUCCCUCCUUUCCCAGAGUGGUUGUCUACACCAACACACACCUUAUUCAUUCUGCUCUCCUCCGGCAUGUCAGGUGGUUACACUCCAGCCCCUGGGGGCCCCUUCUCAGCCCUGACCUCCAGUAUGUGGCCCCAGGACAUCCUGGCCAAGUACUAUCAGAAGGACCCAACAGAGGAGGCAGAACUGCUGUAUGAUGAGUUUGGCUUCAGGCUGGACAGUGAUGAUGGAGUAGAGCCAGAGCUGAGGCCAGAGCCCCAGAGAGAGGACCCCCAGCAGAGGCUGCGCUGGCAGGCCCACCUGGAGUUCACCCACAACCACACCGUAGGAGACCUGACCUGGGACCUCAUCUCCCCCGUCCUGCCCCGCUCUGAACGCCUCCGCUCCCUGGUGCUGGGGGGCAUACCACACAGCAUGAGACCACAGUUGUGGAUGCGUCUGUCUGGAGCUCUGCAGAAGAAAAGGACUACAGAGAUCUCCUACAAAGAGAUCGUUAAGAACAGCACCAACGACGAGACCACUGCUGCCAAACAGGUACUGGAUGCUGAGAUAGAGAAGGACCUGUUGCGGACCAUGCCCUCCAACGCGUGUUUCUGCAGCCUGCAGAGUGUGGGGGUUCCCAGGCUGAGGCGGGUACUGCGGGGCCUGGCAUGGCUCUACCCAGACAUUGGCUACUGCCAGGGCACAGGCAUGGUGGUGUCAUGUCUGUUGCUGUUCCUGGAGGAGGAGGACGUGCUGUGGAUGAUGUGCGCCCUGAUCGAGGACCUGCUGCCACCCUCCUACUUCUCCUCCACCCUGCUGGGGGUCCAGACAGACCAGAGGGUCCUCAGACAGCUCAUAGUCCAGUAUCUACCAAGCCUGGACAGGCUUCUGCAGGAGCACGACAUCGAGUUGUCUCUGAUCACGCUGCACUGGUUCCUGACAUCGUUUGCCAGUGUGGUGGACAUCCGCAUCCUGCUGAGGAUCUGGGACCUGCUGUUCUACCAGGGCUCUGUGGUACUCUUCCAGGUCACACUGGGCAUGCUCAAGAUCAAGGAGGUUGACCUUCUCCUCUCUCCCCUACAGGAGGAGGAGCUGGUUUCCUCUGAGAACUCUGCGUCCAUCUUCAACACGCUGUCCGAUCUGCCCAGCCAGCUGGGUGACGGGGCUGUAGUACUGGGGGAGGCCAUGAGGCUGGCGGGGGCGCUGUCCCAGGACACACUGGAGGCCCAGAGAAACAAACACCUGGCUUACAUCCUCAAUGAGCAGGCCCAGCUCAACACCAACAACUCCCACACACUCAACAACAACCUCAAUAAAGUUGUGAGGAGACAGUCGCUACGUAGGAAGUCCACUCUGAGCUCUCUGUUGUGGGGUGAGGAUGAGGCGGAGGCUCUCAAGUCUAAGAACAUCAAGCAGACAGAGCUGGUAGCAGCGCUCCGAGAGGCCAUCACCCGCACCGCUGAACACUUCCACUGUCUGGACCCCCGACACACCAGCACUGACCUGACUCCAGACUACUCCAUGGAGAGCCACCAGAGAGACCACGAGAACUUCCUGGUUGUGUCUCGUAACCGACGGAGACGGGCCAAAGCCCUAUUGGACUUUGAGCGCCAUGACGAUGACGAACUGGGCUUCAGGAAGAACGACAUCAUCACAAUUUUUUCCCAGAAAGAUGAGCACUGUUGGGUGGGAGAGCUCAAUGGGCUGAGAGGUUGGUUCCCAGCCAAGUUCGUAGAAAUCCUCGAUGAGCGGAGCAAAGAGUACUCUCUGGCGGGUGAUGACUCGGUGACUGAGGCGGUGACAGACCUGGUCAGAGGGACGUUGUGUCCUGCCCUGAAGGCCAUCUUCCAACACGGUUUGAAGAAACCGUCCAUACUGGGAGGACCCUGCCACCCCUGGCUCUUCAUAGAGGAGGCAGCCAGUAGAGAGGUGGAGAGGGACUUUAACUCGGUCUACUCCAGACUGGUGCUGUGUAAGACGUACAGAUUAGAUGAGGAUGGCAAGGUUCUCACACCAGAGGAGCUGCUCUACAGAGCGGUGCAGUCUGUAAAUAUGAGCCACGACUCUGCACACGCUCAGAUGGACGUCAAGUUCCGCUCGCUCCUCUGCGUGGGCCUCAAUGAGCAGGUGUUACACCUGUGGUUGGAGGUGUUGUGUUCCAGUAUGCCUGCAGUGGAGAAGUGGUACCAGCCCUGGUCCUUCCUACGCAGCCCAGGAUGGGUCCAGAUCAAGUGUGAGCUCAGGGUUCUCUCAAAGUUUGCCUUCAGUCUCUCUCAGGACUGUGAGCUGCCUGUCAAGAAAGAGGAGAAAGAUCAGAGGCCACUGAAGGAAGGAGUCCAAGACAUGUUGGUGAAGCAUCAUCUCUUCAGCUGGGACAUCGAUGGCUAGAGACACACACCCAAAGCCUGCAAAAAACUCCCCUGCCCAACACAUGCUGUGUGCCGGCCAGAGUGAUCUUUCUGUUUCUUUCAUAUUGACUGCUGUCAGAACCCACUACUAGUGUUUCCAUCACUACCUCUCACUAGGAAGCAUUGUAUUGUUCAGACAUUUGAUCAUCAUUCUACAAACACAUUUGAUAUGCAUCGUGGUUUCCCUUCCUCGUCUCAACUAACCUGCAGCUGAAGCCUUUCUACUGAGGAUAGUACACUAUAGGGGGCGCGUUCAGCAAAAUGCAACUUUUUGGAAUGUUCAGAUAGAAAUAAGCAUUGUGGAACAAACAUGCCUCUGACAUGUAAGAAUAAGGAAUAACAUCAGCUCUAUUCAUGGUGUUUCUAUCUGCAAUGUUUGGCAACUUAACGUGACCAGGGUAUGAUUUGAGACACCAAAACACUUUCCAUGUCAAUCAACUAAUUACAUUUACUUUCUGAGCUUGCUAACAAAUCAAAGGUAUUUUGAUGUGUCUUAAGGAAGCAAUUAGUAUGUAACCAAGGUUGAUAGUCCUGGCUGUUAGUUCUUGGGUGAAGCUACUGUGUAUGUUGUCCACACCAGUGUUUCUGAUACUUUAGAUCAGGUGCAGAAGACUAGGAAUAUACAGAAAGUGCUGAUUGUAGCAUUCCUUAGGUACAGAGUAGUCACCUCUACUGUGCCAUAUGAAGUAUUUCCUCAGACUCAAGGACUGGGGAGUAUCACUAAGAACCAAACCGGGAGGAAUGUACCUGAAUUUGUCCCAGAGAAACUUGUUUUUGUUGUGAAACGUUUUGCAACAGUGGGCACUGAUCUGAUGUCCUAGUAGCACCUAUGUUCGUGUGUCCUGCAACCAGUACUGUAGUAGGAUGUGCUGAUUGAGAAGUGGAACAUACUCCAACCACCCUGUGGAUCUGUGUUGGUACCCAACAAUCCCAUUCUACUCUGCAUUCCAUUCACUAUUGUCUCAAUGUUUUGGUGCCAACAUGGCUCUCUGCUGUGGGCUACUAAAGUGUAUCUGUAGUUGGUGACUGGGAAGAACUACUGUACUGUGUCCAAAAAUGAAAUCUAUAACUAUGUAAACUUUCAUUUCAGUUAUUUCUUUUACAAUGGAUGUGUCCAUCCACCAUCCAUCUAACCUCCAUAUUGGUGUGUAAUUACUGAAGAAAAGCCACUUGACACAUAAGAAAAUAAACUCAAUCUCCCUGUUGUGCUCUGAUAUUAAAUUUAAGGCAGUGUAUUUAACCAUCAGAAAAUGGUGGUAUACUAUCCCAGUAACUUGUAUUCAUUCCCCUCAUCUUAACCUGUAGCAAUGUACCUAUAGACUUCGUUGUGCUGACUGUCAUACUACACAGACAAAUGGUAUCAGUUCAGACUCACUAACCUCAAACUACAACGUUAACCCUAAUUUCAACCCCUAUGCCUAAAGUUCUCACUGUUUAAAUAUAAAUUAAUUUCAUGUACAACACAGUUGACCAAUCAGUGAUCAAUUAAGCCUGUUUUUAUUGGUGAAUGUCAGAAGCAAACAGAAUUCCACACCUAAGUAAACAGUGAUGGUCCAAACAGCACUGCGACUAUUAUUACAAUCAAUGUCUCACUUAAACAGUUGCUAAUCAAGUGUACAUUAUAUUCUUAAAUAAACCUUUUCAGUGUAAA
Messenger RNA from Oncorhynchus masou masou (cherry salmon), 4406 nucleotides. RefSeq names its product small G protein signaling modulator 3-like. Gene Ontology annotation, molecular function: protein binding. The transcript has 21 exons. The coding region runs from base 435 to 2735 and encodes 766 amino acids. The record is from RefSeq and is a predicted model, not a curated record. NCBI's taxonomy places the organism in Eukaryota, Metazoa, Chordata, Actinopteri, Salmoniformes, Salmonidae.